AUGCUUUUAUUUAAGAAAGUAACUCUCACAGCGCAGUCGCAAAGGAUGGAUAGGCUAGAGCAAAUUGGUAGGGAGUUACUGAGAAGGAACCCCCCGAAGCAGGUACAAGAAGUCCAUAGAUUAUCUCAUCUUAGUUCCUUAGUUUUCCGUAGCUUCAGCAAGUUUUGUACAUUAUGCAGAAAUUCUUUAGGCAACAUAGUUUAUGGAUACGCUAGCCAAAAAACUGUUGCCGAACUCAGGGAGCUGAAGGGGCAGAAUAAAAAUCAAUUUGUUCUGGCUUUGGAGAAGAUAAUAUAUAAGGGCAGUCCCAAAGAAAUGGAGCUGUGUCUCAUGAAAUACUACGACAUCCCUGAAAGCCUCCGCGAGGACGUGUGGAGGAAGGCUAAGGAUGCGCUCAAUAGCCGCGUGCGACGUCUCCGGAAGGCUAUCAGGGACGGACAAAUCAGCACGCAGAAUGUUGAUCGAGAGAACGAGUUUUCGCGUUUGGACUUGUAUGAUUGA
Molecule: messenger RNA, 501 nt
Organism: Cooperia oncophora
Lineage: Eukaryota; Metazoa; Nematoda; Chromadorea; Rhabditida; Trichostrongylidae
Source: the annotation of a GenBank genome assembly